AUGUGCACCAGCAGCCAGAUCAUCGGGAGCCUUCUGGUGCUAUCUGUGCUGGAGAUAGGGCUGGGAGCCUCUAGCGUGGCCGUGGGGGCAGUCAGCUUCAGCUUCGUUCUUGCGGGUUCUGAGCGUUCAACUCAGCUGGGAGACUCUUCUCCGUUUUUGCUUUGUGGAGUAUGUGGAAUAUUUUGUGCCAAAAAAAAGUCAGGACUUAUUAUGAUACUUUUCUCUGCUUGCUGUAUCUGUGGGCUAAUUGGAGGAAUAUUAAACUUCCAGUUUCUUCGAGCUCUAACAAAGAAAUCCUCAGCUCUCUAUCCACUGCACCUUACCUCCAUGUCUCUAGCAUGCAUAGGAAUUGCUGGUUGUACUCUUUCUUCAUGGCUAACUUGCCGACUAGCCAGCUAUGAACAAAGAAGAAUGUUUUCAGAAAGAGAACAUUCAUUACAUCACUCUCACGAAAUGGCUGAAAAAAGAUUAAGGGGUAUUGAAAUAAUCGAACUGCCCAGCUGCCCAGUGAUACCCCCAACACCAGAAUUACCUCCAAGCAGACAGGUGUCUACAUCACCACACCCUCGCCUCAAUCAACAUUAUCUGGCACCUUAUCUGGAAAUCCCAGCUGAGUCCAAGGAAAUGACAGAUAACAUGUGUAAUGGAGGACCACACCUAAUUUAUAAUGGAAGAGCAUACUGA
Notechis scutatus (mainland tiger snake) is the source of this 684-nucleotide messenger RNA. It is a transcript of the gene TMEM196, whose product is annotated as transmembrane protein 196. The record is from RefSeq and is a predicted model, not a curated record. NCBI's taxonomy places the organism in Eukaryota, Metazoa, Chordata, Lepidosauria, Squamata, Elapidae.